UGGGCGCGCGGGGACCGAGGCGCCCCCGGGCCGCGCGGCCGCGAGAGGCGGAAGCCUGGGCGGGAGGCGGGAGGCGAGAGGCGAGAGGCGGGGCGGCUGCGCUGAGUCACCCCGGAUCGGCCCGCCCGCCGCUUCCAGGGGCGGAGGUGACAGCGGCCCGGGACGGGCAGCCGCCGCUAGCCCGCCGCGUCGAGGGACCGCUGGGCGACGGCGAGCAGGUCGUAAAACAUGGAGGCUGGUUCAGUGGUUCGAGCCAUCUUUGACUUCUGCCCUAGUGUGUCCGAAGAACUACCGCUCUUCGUGGGAGAUGUCAUUGAGGUGUUGGCAGUGGUGGAUGAAUUUUGGCUUCUAGGAAAGAAAGAGGAUGUUACAGGGCAGUUCCCCAGCAGUUUUGUGGAAACUGUGACCAUUCCCAGUCUAAAAGCAGGAGAGAGGCUGUUUGUCUGUGUCUGUGAAUUUACAUCCCAAGAAUUGAACAGUCUUCCCCUCCAUCGAGGUGACCUAGUGAUUCUCGAUGGUGCCCCCACGGCCGGCUGGCUGCAGGGCCGAAGCUGCUGGGGUGCCCGGGGCUGCUUCCCGUCGUCGUGUGUUCGGGAGCUCUGCCUCUCCUCACAGAGUCGUUGCUGGUGCCCACAGAGCACCUCGCUCCAGAUUCCUGAGUACUCAAUGGGACAAGCACGGGCGCUGAUGGGGCUUUCGGCCCAGCUGGACGAGGAGCUGGACUUCAGAGAAGGGGAUGUGAUUACCAUUAUUGGAGUUCCUGAGCCAGGCUGGUUUGAAGGGGAAUUAGAGGGUCGAAGAGGCAUUUUUCCCGAAGGUUUUGUAGAGCUUUUGGGGCCCCUGAGGACUGUGGAUGAGUUGGUAAGUUCUGGUAAUCACGACGACUGCGUUAUUAAUGGUGAAGAAGAGAUCCCUACAGGAGAAGACGAGAGGGAGCCGGAAGAGGAUGAGGAGCAGCCAGGGACUUAUGGAAUUGCCCUCUACAGAUUCCAGGCCCUGGAGCCGAAUGAGUUGGAUUUUGAGGUAGGUGAUAAAAUCCGAAUUCUGGGAACACUGGAAGAUGGGUGGCUAGAAGGAUCACUGAAGGGCAGGACAGGCAUCUUUCCUUACCGAUUUGUAAAGCUAUUUUCUAAAACAAGAGCAGAGGAGACCAUGGAUCCUCCACAGGAAAGCAGCCCUACUGAGAUCCCUGACCCUUCUUUGGGUUGUUCAGAGAACUCCUUGGUGGUGGAGGGAAGAAAACCUGAAUCUCCUGAGUAUAAAGCAGAGAAGUCCAACUGUGUUAUUUCUGAGACAUCUGCUUCUCCCCUGGAGCAUCUGACUUCUGAGUAUGAAGUAAACAAAAACUCUCAUCAGGAUGAAGGCCUCUCAGGGGGUGCCCCAAGAAGCCCAGGCCUGGGGCACGAACAGCCUCUUGCCAAAGACUCUUCUGCAGAGGAUCCUUCAGAGAUAGUCAAUGGGGUUUCCUCCCAACCUCAGGUACCUUUUCCUCCCAGACUGCAGAAACACCAGUAUUACUCUACAGCAGGAGGGGGCCACCGAAGCUCAGAGCAGUACGCUGGCCCUCUUCCCUUUGAAGCAAGGACUAAAGACAACUCCAGCCUACCUCUCAGAGGAAUGUCCUCUCCACCAAAAACCCUUCAGAAGCCAGUGCUGCCUCCUCACGGUGGCUCCUGUCUUCUAGGCCCUCGGGUAGUCACACCCAGCCAGUUGAGCUCUCUGCUCCAGGGCGUGGCAAGAUGCGCUAUAAAGCACCACAUGCCCAAAGCAAAUGUCUCCAGCUUUUGUUCUGCACCAGAGGGAUCAGACAUGAGGCCUGGUCUGCAAGACAAGGUGUUUGCAGCCGAAGCCAUGGCACUUUUACACGGAGAGGGCAACACUGACCUGGAUUUGAAGUUGACACAACAGCUGAUAGAGUUUGAAAAGAGCUUGUCAGGGCCCGGCCUAGAACCAGAUAAAAUUUUGCGCCACUUUUCAAUCAUGGACUUUAACUCGGAGAAGGACAUUGUCCGAGGUUCCUCAAAGCUAACCAGCCAGCAGGAGCUGCCUGAGAGGAGGAAGGCCCUAAGGCCCCCGCCACCGCGUCCCUGUACUCCAGCAUCCGCUUCUCCCCACGUGCUUCUUGACCAGAACCUGAAACCUGAACCGCCCUUGGCGAUGCGACCCUCUCGCCCCGCUCCCCUGCCUCCCUCGGCACAGCAUCGGGGGACUCCAGGAUCCCCCAGGCUCCUAAUCUGUACCCGUCCGAGCUGUGAGACACCGGAGAAGGAGGGCCCUGAGAGUGUGGACCAGACUUUGGACCAGACUUCCCAGUGUCCCUUAGUAUUGGUGAGGGUUCAGGAAAUGGAACAGGACUUGGAUGUGGGUAGCAGGGCUCAAGAAGAGCUAAACUUAACGCUGGAGGAAAAGCAAGACGAAUCAUUAAGGGAAGAGACCCUUGAGGAUCUUGAGUUCUAUGAGAGCAACACUGAAAGUUUAAAUAUGGAACUCCAGCAACUCAGAGAAAUGACGCUGCUCUCCUCCCAGUCUUCAUCACCAGUGGCCCCUCCUGGGUCCGUGUACACUGAAAACCCAGAGCAGAGGAUGCUGGAGAAAAGAGCCAAGGUGAUAGAAGAACUCCUCCAGACGGAAAGAGACUACAUUCGGGAUCUGGAAAUGUGCAUCGAGCACAUCAUGGUGCCCCUGCAGCAGGCACAGAUACCAAACAUCGACUUUGAAGGACUUUUUGGAAAUAUGCAGAUGGUGAUUAAGGUCUCAAAGCAGUUACUGGCUGAUCUGGAAAUCAGCGAUGCUGUAGGGCCUGUGUUUCUCGAUCACCGGGACGAGCUUGAGGGAACAUACAAGGUUUACUGCCAGAAUCAUGAUGAGGCCAUUUCACUGCUGGAAAUCUACGAGAAGGAUGAGAAGAUCCAGAAGCAUCUUCAGGACUCCUUGGCAGAUCUCAAGAGCCUGUACACAGAAUGGGGAUGCACAAAUUACAUUAACCUGGGCUCCUUCCUCAUCAAACCGGUCCAGAGGGUAAUGCGCUACCCACUGCUACUCAUGGAGUUGCUGAAUUCCACCCCAGAAUCCCACCCCGAUAAAGGGCCCUUAACCAGUGCAGUCCUUGCAGUCAAGGAGAUCAACGUGAACAUUAAUGAAUAUAAACGUCGAAAGGACCUGGUCCUCAAGUACCGAAAGGGUGAUGAAGACAGCCUCAUGGAGAAAAUUUCCAAACUGAACAUCCAUUCCAUCAUCAAGAAAUCCAACCGCGUUAGCAGUCACCUGAAGCACCUCACUGGCUUUGCUCCACAGAUCAAAGAUGAAGCAUUUGAAGAAACAGAAAAGAACUUCCGAAUGCAAGAAAGAUUGAUCAAAUCUUUUAUCCGGGACCUGUCUCUCUACCUUCAGCAUAUCCGGGAAUCGGCGUGUGUGAAAGUGGUGGCUGCCGUGAGCAUGUGGGAUGUGUGCAUGGAGAAGGGACACAGAGACUUGGAGCAGUUCGAGAAGGUGCAUCGCUACAUCAGUGACCAGCUCUUCACACAUUUCAAAGAGAGGACAGAGCGGCUUGUCAUCUCUCCCCUCAAUCAGCUGCUGAGCAUGUUCACAGGGCCCCACAAGCUGGUGCAGAAACGCUUCGAUAAGCUUCUGGACUUCUACAACUGCACGGAACGGGCAGAGAAGCUAAAGGACAAGAAGACUCUGGAGGAGCUGCAGUCGGCCCGGAACAACUACGAGGCCCUGAAUGCGCAGCUGCUGGACGAGCUGCCCAAGUUCCAGCAGUUCGCCCAGGGGCUCUUCACCAACUGCGUACACGGCUACGCCGAGGCCCACUGCGACUUCGUGCGCCGGGCGCUGGAGCAGCUGAAGCCGCUGCUGUCGUCACUUAAAGUCGCCGGCAGAGAGGGGAACCUUACCACCGUCUUCCAUGAGGAGCACAGCAGGGUCCUGCAGCAGCUCCAGGUUUUCACCUUCUUCCCAGAGUCGCUUCCGGCUGCCAGGAAGCCAUUUGAGAGGAAGACCACGGACCGUCCGGCGGCCCGGAAGCCGCUGCUGGGGCUGCCAAGUUACAUGCUACAGUCGGAAGAACUCCGGGCCUCCCUUCUGGCAAGGUAUCCCCCUGAAAAACUCUUCCAAGCAGAACGGAACUUCAAUGCAGCUCAAGACUUAGAUGUCUCACUUCUGGAAGGUGACCUGGUGGGCGUAAUCAAAAAAAAGGACCCCAUGGGCAGUCAGAACCGCUGGCUGAUUGACAAUGGAGUCAGCACAGGCUUUGUGUACAGCUCCUUCCUGAAGCCCUACAAUGCCCGCCGCAGCCAGUCUGACGCCUUCCUUGGCAGCCACUCCUCCACCGAGUCGGAGCCCGGCGGCUCCUCUCCCGGGUUCCCACGGCAGAACUGCAGCAGCACCUUGACCUUCAAUCCCAGCAUCAUGGCUGUGUCCUUCACCUCAGGGUCUUGUCAGAAACAGCCUCAAGAUGCCACUUCAUUGAAGGAACCGGACCAAGAAACUGCCAGUGCAUCCUUAAACUUGGGUUGUUCGGAGAGCAGUCCUUCCAGAUGCCCCACAGACCCAGACUCCAGCUCCCAGCCCAGGUCAUGGGAUUUUCCGGAGGCAGCCAGAGACAUUCACCAGCCCGCCCCUGCCCUCAGGAGCUCCAGAAACUCGAGGCAUCCAGAAACGGUUGGUCACUCCCUACCAGGGCGAAAUGGGCAGGGAAAAGACCUCAUGAAAGGGUGCACAAGAACGACCCAGUGUCUGGAAGACAAAAAUGAAGAACCAGAAAGCAGGGAGGCAGAAGGCAACCAGGUCUAUUUUGCUGUCUAUACCUUCAAGGCACGGAACCCAAAUGAGCUGAGUGUGUUAGCCAAUCAGAGACUCAAGAUCCUGGAGUUUAAAGAUGUUACGGGAAAUACAGAGUGGUGGUUAGCCGAAGUUAAUGGGAAGAAGGGCUAUGUUCCAUCCAAUUAUAUCCGCAAAACUGAAUAUACCUGAGCCUAUUCCCUCUCCCGUUUAACCUUGCUGCCUUCACUUCCUUCUGCUGAAGGGUUCUGGUGGCCCUGCAAGAGGGCACCUGCUCCUGGGACACCGGCCCCGUCUGCAUUGUUUAACCAACCACGGCACGGCGCAGGGCACAGGAUGAGUCUUGUUUCCUGACAUUGGGUUGUCAACUUUGAUGCUCACUAGACUUUCUAGAAUUUUAAAUGGACCCUGGGGCUUGUGAAUGAUUCUGUGACCAUGAGAAGAAAGGCAAGUCUUGGGUCAGCCUUUGGAAAUGAGAAAUUUCCAGUGGGAAGACCAGUAUCGGAUAUAUGCUGGAAGCUGUGCUCCAGCAUGAGAAGAUGUUGGCGUGGGUUGUACCAUACUGAGUUUGGGGCAGUCCCAUGCUCCACGAAACUGACUUGGAUGAAGAGAAUUCUCUGGGAGCCCUUUUAGACUGCGCCUCUGCACGUGGCAAGAAGUUUGUUGAGAUUGUACCAAAUCUGGUGUUUCAACGCUUCAGUGUUUAGCACGCAUUCACACAUACACACCCACCCCUAAUUUCUAAAAGUCCCUAAAACACUAUCAUCUGUAAUCUUAUUUAUUUCAAAUACUGCAUUUCCAGAUCGGCUAGGCAAAAUUUAAUUGCGUUCUCUUUUUAAAAAGUGUUUAGGGUCUUUACUUCCCUUCAGUCUUUCUAUGAAUGGGUCUCUUCCCUUUGAGGUUUACAACCUUCUGUCCCUUUCUAACAGUCACCUCUGCUUUAUCGAGUCCGUGUGUGAUGUCUUCUGGCCCUUCACCUGCAACCCAAUAACUGAUAGCUUUUCCUAGGAGAACAAGAUCAGAGCUCCAGCCACCCCAUGGAAAGAGCUCGCCCUACAGUAAGCUGAAACCAAUCUGGCCUGGUGGAAGAUGGGAUGCCUUUCUCCUUCAUCCACACUACUGUCCACAGAUGCAGAAAGCAUAAUGCUCGUGUAUUGUAUGAAUGAGAAGCAGUCCCAGAGGUAGCUUAUCCAAGACUUGGAAAUCAGCAUUUUCUGUUUCACCACUAACCUCCAUGCUUCAGGGACCGUAGUCUAAGCCAAACAGAUCCUAAAGUGCCUGAUCGUCCCUCCCUCUCGCCUCAGGAAGAUCUUUGCUAAUCCUUACACAAAGAAUCUCCCCCUGAAAAUUCUAUUUAAGCAGGGCUCUUAUUCUUAAGGUCUUCCCCAGAUAUGAAGCCUACCUUGGAAUAGAAAACUAUGAAUUUUGUCUUAAAGGGAAUUAAGAACACCUUACAGCCCCUGCUCCUUCAAGUGCACCUUUGGUCUUAAAAUCCUGAUGAGCGGGGAGACACCUGUGGGACCCCUUAGCCCUCUGUGUCUGCGGGUUGGUCAAAAGGCAGCAAUGCGAGUCUCCUGUGAACAGUGUUUAUAUUUAGAGAUGUUUAUAUUUAAGUAGUUAUUUUAUAAAUAAAGGCAUUUCUAAGGGC
Molecule: messenger RNA, 6430 nt
Organism: Neomonachus schauinslandi (Hawaiian monk seal)
Lineage: Eukaryota; Metazoa; Chordata; Mammalia; Carnivora; Phocidae
Gene: DNMBP
Product: dynamin binding protein
Exons: 17
Coding region: 229-4974 (1581 amino acids)
Biological process (GO): intracellular signal transduction
Cellular component (GO): cytoplasm
Molecular function (GO): protein binding; guanyl-nucleotide exchange factor activity
Source: RefSeq, a predicted model, not a curated record